Molecule: messenger RNA, 827 nt
Organism: Diorhabda carinulata
Lineage: Eukaryota; Metazoa; Arthropoda; Insecta; Coleoptera; Chrysomelidae
Product: low density lipoprotein receptor adapter protein 1-A
Exons: 2
Coding region: 213-764 (183 amino acids)
Source: RefSeq, a predicted model, not a curated record
CAGCGGGAACAGGUGCAUACCAGUUAAAAGGAAACGACGUGCGUUGGUUCGGAACCAUUUCCAUAAAUUUAAUAAAAAAAACCGGAUGUGCUAUACUCAGUUAGUCGAAUGUUACAAUAAACAAUUCGUUAAAUUUAUUUUAGUUAUUUGAGUGUUAAUACGAUUUUCAACUUCCCACAUUGUUGACUUAUCUUUUAAAAUUGAGUAUAAAGAUGGGAGAUAGCAACGAUACUGUGAUAUCUGUUAGUGAUUUACCAUUAAAGUUUACUGUUAAGUAUUUGGGUAGUCAUCCUUCGAAAGGUCUAUGGGGAAUGAAAUUCACGCGAAAACCAGUUGACAAUUUAGUAUCGCAAGCAAGGAACAUGCCACCGAACGUUAUCCUUCCAAUAGUCAUCUUCAACGUAUCCGAAGAAGGAGUCGAAUUCGUUGAUAGAACGUCCAAAAAAAUAAAAGAAGAACCUACGAAAUUUUCCGUGGAAAACAUUUCGUACGGCGUACAAGAUCUCGUAUAUACGAGGGUAUUCAGUAUGAUAGUUGUCACUGAUGACAAUCUUAAUAACGGGGUACCUUUCGAAUGUCACAGUUUUUUGUGUGAUUCGAGAAACGAAGCUAGGAAAAUCACUUACGCCCUAGCGGCGGUAUUUCAAGAUUACGGCAGGAAAAUUAAACAAAAAAAUGGCGAACGUCCUAUUAAAAAAUUCGCCAUCGAUUUACGGACACCGGAACAACAAGCUGAAGGCGUAGAAGAAGAAAGUGACGUGUGACAUUUUGUUAUAUAUAUUUUUUUAUUUAUUUUGUAAUUAAUAUAUUUCUAUUAUAAACAAUAA